GUAAGUUUUCAUAUUAAAUGUAUAACACAGAUAUCAUAAAACCAGAAAAACAAACUUUAUUUGCUUUUUGAACGUGAAAUAAGAAAAUUAGUCUCGGCAGAAGAUCAUGUGACAUGGACAAAAUGGCGGUCGUUCCAAAGCGGGUCGUUGGAAAUUUGAUUUUAGAUAAAACGUCAUUUUUCUGUUGUGACAUUCAGGAAAAGUUCAGACCUGUUAUUAAAUACUUUGAUGACAUUGUUCUGGUGUCGAAGAGACUGGUUUCUGCAGCUUCAAUAUUGGAUUCCCCAUUGGUUGUUACUGAACAGUACCCCAAGGGGCUUGGUAAGACUGUAGCAGAGCUUGAGAUUGACAAUGCAGUAGGUGUAUUCCCCAAGACAAAGUUUACUAUGUUGAUUCCUGAGGUGAAGGAAGCCAUGACAUCUCUAUGUGGUGGAACUUUAGAACACAUCAUUCUUUUUGGAAUAGAGGCACAUGUGUGUGUCCAGCAAACUGCACUAGAUCUACUGAGCUUGGGAUAUGAUGUACAUGUAGUAGCAGAUGCUGUGUCUUCACGUAGCCAGAUGGACAGACAGUUCGCUUUUGAGAGACUGCGACAAGCUGGUGCUGUGGUGACGACCAGUGAAGCAGUGCUACUACAGCUUGUGGGAGACAAAGAACAUGCCAAGUUCAAGGACAUUCAGUCUCUUAUAAAGACCAGUGCUCCAGUGUCAGGACUUGUCAGCCAGUUAUGAUGAAAAUGGAUAUUUUAGUGCAAUAGAUCCAGUGAAUGUUACGAGUGCAGCAUAAAAUACAUAGCUAGUGACAGGACAGUGUCAUGAUUUCAUUGUACAGCUGAACGAUCAGGUUUGCUGUGAUUGCUCCAUUGUUUCAUGAUUUUUGUGCUGUCAAAAUCUUUUAUACAACCUUUAAUAUUAUGAACUAAUUUGAACAAUAAAUGUUGUUAUCAAAAGAGGGUAUUGUACACCCCUCCCAGUUUUCCAUUUUUGCAGACUGCCUUGACCCAUUUGAUCGAUUUACAGAAUAUUUUAUUUAGAUCAUCAUUUGCAAAAUUUCCUGCAGAAUUAGCAAAUUUUCUAAGCACACUGAAAAAUCAGCCUUACAUCUAUUUAAUGAUUUCAAUGCUUUUAUUGGAUCGUCUUGAUCAUUUGAUCAUUUUGUCUUGUGGAUGUGUUUACAUAUGUAUAUGUUUACAUCAGU
This is a messenger RNA of Owenia fusiformis, 1197 nucleotides long. The record is from the annotation of a GenBank genome assembly. NCBI's taxonomy places the organism in Eukaryota, Metazoa, Annelida, Polychaeta, Sabellida, Oweniidae.